Messenger RNA from Chironomus riparius, 974 nucleotides. Lineage: Eukaryota; Metazoa; Arthropoda; Insecta; Diptera; Chironomidae. The record is from the annotation of a GenBank genome assembly.
CUGCUUAAUAUUCGUGCGGUGAGCUUUGUUUCUGCUAUUUGUGCUUAAUUACAUCAAAACAGACCGAAAAGAUGGCGUGCUCGUUGAGUGAACUAAUUGGACUUGCUAUUGUGGCUCUUCUGCUAUUUUCAAUGUCUAAUCGUGUGCAGUAUUAUUCAAAAAUGUUCAUCUUUGUGAUCUCGGCACUUGUCGCAGCAGUUUUUCCAAUUCCAAUUAUGCUUCAUCGACCGAAAGAUUGGCGAAAUGCUCUUAUACCUGCUUGGUGUAUUGUUAAAGUUGGAGAAUUCUUAGGCUUAACAUUUGAAAUUCAGGGAAUAGAAAAUAUUAAUCAAAAUGAAGGAAGUGUUGUGCUUGUCAAUCAUCAAAGUGCUAUUGACCUCAUUGUAUUAGGAAAAGUAUGGCCAAUAAUUGGACGUCCUACGCAGAUUGCAAAAAAGGAAUUAUUCUAUUUAAUGCCAUUCAGUCUCGCAUGCUAUUUAUGGGGUACAAUCUUUAUAAAUCGUCAAAAUCAUAAAUCGGCAUUGGACACCAUCAACAAGCAAUCGAAAGCAGUCAGUGAAAGAAAGUCAAAUAUCCUAUUUUUCCCCGAAGGUACGCGCAAUCAAUCAGAGACACUGUUGCCGUUCAAAAAAGGACCAUUCCAUGUUGCUAUUCAAUCGCAAUGUGUAGUACAGCCAAUUGUCGUGUCACGAUACACACACUUAGACUCAAAGCGUAAAAUCUUUGGACGUGGUAAAGCUGUGAUUAAGAUAUUGCCAGCUGUUAAGACUGAAGGGCUAGAUAAGUCAAAUAUUGACUCUCUACUGACAAAUGUACAAAAUAUCAUGCAGGAAAACUUUGAAAAGUUAAGUGAUGAAGUUGCUGCGUCUUCAAACAUGAAAUACUUUUAAGGAUGCCAAAGACAUGAUAAAAAGUUUUACAAGGAACAUUUGAGCAGAGCUGCGAAACAGGCACCUGUGACAGGUGAGAACCCU